CGAGCUUCAGAAAUUCAAUUCGGACGCUGCCCUUCUUCGCUCUCUGUUGCGCACACACAUAUAUACCAUAAUGACAGAAGACUCACGAGAGCCAGAUAGGCCGGAGAUGAAACCAAUUGAGCAACCUAGUGGACAGCAAGAAGAUUCCACGCCGCAACGGAAGAAGCCCAAACAUGAAUUCCCCAAGUCACAAGUUGGAAAAUUAUGGGAUGCAUUCGGGAGCCCAGAAGAACCAGCGAAUAUCCUACCGCAAGCGAAGUAUAACAACUCGGCGGAACUGAAUAAGCAACACGAUUUGUCGAUAAAGGAAAUCGUAAAGUCUGGGAAUGGGAUUAGCGAUAUCAAGUCGUUCUACAAAGCGCCCUGCGCGCGGGAUUCAUUAAUGCUAGGAAUGGGGGCUGGAUUUGGAAUUGGCGGAGUGCGCGCUGUUAUCGGAGGUCUGCGCGCGGUAUGGCCUGCAUGCAGCUGGGCAGUCUACUCAUUUGCGGCCACUUGCAUUAUUUCAUUCGAACUUUGCCAACGACGCCGCCGUGAGGAGCUGGAUGGAAUGAAACAAGCCGUCGAAAUGAUGCGGGAAAUUCAUCUCAAGAGACAGCGGGAGAAGGAACAGAAGGGCGAGGAGGUCGCGGCCAUGCGUGCGGAGGAAGAGAAGAAGCGUAAAAGCUGGACCAACCCGUCAAACUAUAAGUUCUGGUAGCAUUUUGUGGCUUUUCAUGCGGUGUCUUGGAGUUAAUUGGGACAAGUCUCGCUUUACAGGGUAUUGCCAGGAUGAGCUUGAUGUGUGUAUAUUUAAAUGCAUGGGCAAAAACUUCUUUUUCCAACUUGUGGAAUAUCUGAAUUUAUACUCAAUCUUUAGCAAUGACUAUAUAUGUUUAUCACUU
Molecule: messenger RNA, 881 nt
Organism: Monascus purpureus
Lineage: Eukaryota; Fungi; Ascomycota; Eurotiomycetes; Eurotiales; Aspergillaceae
Source: the annotation of a GenBank genome assembly